GAACACCGCCCCCUUGAACAAGUUCAAGGUGGUGAUUCAGACAACAUGGCAGGGAUAUCGGUUGUUUCUUGUCUACUGUUAGUGGUGUCGCUGUCAGCUCAGAAUGUCGCUCCUCAUGGCAUCACAGAUGAGCAGCAGGCCUGGGACUUCAUUUGGGACUACAACACCAAAGCUGAGAGGUACUUUUACUACAGAGCGAUGGUCACGUGGACCGCAGAGACUGGCAUCACACAGGAGAAUAGCCAGGAGCUGGACGUGGGUACAUACGGCGAUUUCGAAAAAGAAAUGGCUGGAAAGGCCUCCAGGUUUGACUGGCAGAACUUCAACAAUGCAACACUGAAGAGACUCUUCGGUAAAAUCACCACCCUUGGACCCGAGGCUCAGAGAGACUGGUUGAAGGAGGUGGAUCUCAGCCUCGUAUGCUGGUACAUGGCCCACAUUUACUCCACUGGGAAGGUAUGCGAGUACGACAACCCGUCAAACUGUAUGGCGCUGAACCCAGAUUUGGACGACUGUCUGGCUAGCAGCCGCGAUUACGACCGGCUGCGGUUCUGCUGGGAAGGCUGGCGGGACGCGGUGGGCAGGCCGCUGAAGGACAGAUACUCACGCUUCGUGGAACUCAGUAACGAUGCUGUCAGUCAAGAUGCUCAGAACUGGGCAGACACCGGUGCCUACUGGCGCUCUUCGUAUGAAACCGCUGACUUUCAGGAGCAGCUUGAGAACCUGUACAAUCAGCUCCAGCCUCUGUACAACCACCUGCACGCUUAUGUCAGGAAGAAGCUGCGGGAACGAUACGGACAGGACAAGAUCAGUGCUUCUGGACCCAUCCCUGCACAUCUAUUGGGUGACAUGUGGUCCCAGUCCUGGAUCAACAUCUACAACCUUGUGGAGCCUUACCCAAACAAGACGAGCUUUGAUGUGACACCAAAGAUGAAGGCAGAUGGAUGGACAGUUGAUCGGAUGUUCCGCAUAUCAGACGAUUUCUUUAGGGACAUGGGCCAAAUCGAGAUGCCGCAGAACUUUUGGGACAACUCCAUGUUCGUCAAACCAGCAGACAGGGAUGUGGAGUGUCACCCAUCUGCAUGGGACUUCUCCAACGCGCAUGACGUCAGGGUUCAGAUGUGCACUAACAUAAACAUGAACGACCUGAUCACCAUCCAUCACGAGAUGGGGCACAUCGAGUACUAUCUACAGUACAAGCAUCAGCCCGUUCCGUUCCGGGAAGGAGCAAACCCGGGUUUCCACGAAGCAGUGGGAGAUCUGCUGGCUCUGUCCGUGUCCACUCCGAGACACCUACAGAGCAUCGACCUCUUGGACAAUGUGGGCGACGACAACGAGUCUGACAUCAACUUCCUGAUGAGUAUGGCUCUACAGAAGAUCGCGUUCCUGCCGUUCGGUUACCUGGUAGACCAGUGGAGAUGGGCGGUCUUCAACGGCUCUAUUACCCCGGCAACCUACAAUCAGGAGUGGUGGAAACUCAGGACUCGUUACCAGGGUAUCGUGCCACCGAUCCCGAGAAACAACGCCAAGGAUUUUGACCCCGGAUGCAAAUACCAUAUCCCUUACAACACCCCUUACAUCAGAUACUUCGUGAGCUACAUUGUCCAGUUCCAGUUCCACAAGGCCCUGUGUGAAACCUCCGGACACACUGGUCUGCUGCACAAGUGUGACAUCUCUGCAGGGCCCAACAAGGACGCCGCUGGGGAACAACUAGCUCGAAUGCUCCGGAUGGGGUCCAGUCAGGAGUGGCCGGACGCUAUGGAGGUGAUGACCGACCAACGAAACAUGUCAGCUCAGCCGUUCGUGGAGUAUUUCCAACCGCUAAUCGACUGGUUGGAACAGAAUCAGGGUGAGAUACUCGGCUGGGACGAAAGCUGGGCUCCUCCUUAUAACUGCGAGGCUACCGAUGGCUUCACCUGUGCUGACGGGUCCAAGUGCAUCCGGCCAGGGGACCGCUGUGACGACGUCAUGGACUGUGCUGACAACUCCGAUGAACAGAAAUGUCCCGUCGCCUCAGCACGGAGCUCGAGCGUCACUGUUUCCAUGGCGACCACCUUUAUCUCAACUGUCGUCUGCAUUCUGCUGAAUUAGAGACGACAUUCUCCUGACGAAAUCUUGGCGAAGACAAUCACUAGCAUCACCAGUCAUCAUUGGUUUGAAGGGAUAUGAGGGUCAUUGGAAAAGCGAUUACUUACGCACUUUAAUUUUCCUUAUUCUAGAAGUAAACCGGUGUACAAUAUUCUUAGCAAUUGUUCAUUAACCUACAUGAUGUUGAUUAUAUGAUGCAAGUUGAUAUCCCCAAAUAAAGCAUCAAUGCUGAUAUCUACCA
Messenger RNA from Branchiostoma floridae (Florida lancelet), 2329 nucleotides. Its product is annotated as angiotensin-converting enzyme-like. Gene Ontology annotation, cellular component: plasma membrane. Gene Ontology annotation, biological process: proteolysis. The record is from RefSeq and is a predicted model, not a curated record. The coding region runs from base 46 to 2091 and encodes 681 amino acids. The transcript is spliced from 14 exons. Gene Ontology annotation, molecular function: protein binding; metallopeptidase activity; peptidyl-dipeptidase activity. NCBI's taxonomy places the organism in Eukaryota, Metazoa, Chordata, Leptocardii, Amphioxiformes, Branchiostomatidae.